This is a messenger RNA of Colletotrichum destructivum, 1129 nucleotides long. Its product is annotated as Putative YjeF domain-containing protein NAXE. The coding region runs from base 100 to 810 and encodes 236 amino acids. The transcript has 7 exons. The record is from RefSeq and is a predicted model, not a curated record. Gene Ontology annotation, cellular component: mitochondrion. Lineage: Eukaryota; Fungi; Ascomycota; Sordariomycetes; Glomerellales; Glomerellaceae. Gene Ontology annotation, molecular function: NAD(P)HX epimerase activity.
CCUAUGCCCGGCAGACCUUAGCUCUCAACUUCAACGUCACCUCUCGAAGAGCAAACCCGCCUUUACUGUUAAGAAGUUUGUUGAACAGAGUACCCCAAUAUGUCCCUGAGAACUCUCGGAGCGAAGGCGGCCGCGGCCCUCGACAAGGACCUGAUGAGCACCGGCGCGUUUUCCCUUGACCAGCUGAUGGAGCUCGCCGGUCUGUCCGUUUCCCAAGCUGUCUACCGUGUCCACCCGCCCAGCCGAGGCGUGAAUGUUCUGAUCGCUUGCGGCCCUGGCAACAACGGGGGCGACGGAUUGGUUGCCGCCCGGCACCUUCGUCACUACGGUUACAAGCCAACGAUCUACUACCCCAAGAGAAGCAAACACGAUUUGUACCAACGUCUGGCGCAGCAACUAGUGGAUUUAGAUGUCCCCUUUGUCGACGAUUUCCCGACGGCUCUUAAGUCGACGGAUCAUGUCGUGGAUGCCAUCUUCGGAUUCAGCUUCUCUGGUGAGGUUCGGGAGCCGUUCCCCGCUGUGAUCAGGGCAUUAGAAGACACCAAGUUGCCGGUGACUUCUGUUGACGCCCCUUCGUCGUGGAACAUCGAGGACGGCCCGCCUUCGUCUGGCCCAGGCAGCUCCUUCCAACCUGCGGUCCUCGUCAGCCUGACGGCACCAAAGCCGUUGGUGAAGCAUUUUAAAGGACGCCACUUCAUCGGUGGAAGAUUCGUAUCGCCGGGCAUUGCUAAGAAGUACAAUAUAGACAUUCCGCAGUACGAAGGCAUCGACCAGGUGGUGGAAGUUGAUAUUAAGGGACAGAAGCUAUGAAGAAGUCAGCCGACACUUUAUAGCUGUCCCUCCCCCCUCCAUCUCGCGGAAUUUUCCGAUCUCUAUGUCUGAGCACUUACAAUCAAGCUUUUUUGUUGCCGAAAUGUCUGUUAGAUGACCGCACAGCCCCCGAUACGGCUGUUGGGACAGACGGGACUGGGACAUCGACCGUCGAGCAUCUGCAUCGGCUGAAUUAAGAGACCCUGCGGACAAUCCAGUAGGGGAGGAUGGUAUGCGUGACAGAAGGCGACAUAGACAAGGUAAAGCCUUCGACAGACCGGGCAGACAGUUUUGUGCUCAACACACAUGAAAACCGAAU